Messenger RNA from Staurois parvus, 1050 nucleotides. NCBI's taxonomy places the organism in Eukaryota, Metazoa, Chordata, Amphibia, Anura, Ranidae. The record is from the annotation of a GenBank genome assembly.
GACAUCACAUUGCCUCCACCUCCCUCCCUGAUAGAAGAGAGAAAGAAGAAGAAGAUUCUAGAAGUCACCAGAGAGAUCACUGAGCUGCUGACAGGAGAGGUUCCUAUAAGGUGUCAGGGUGUCACUGUCUAUUUCUCCAUGGAGGAGUGGGAGUAUUUAGAAGGACACAAGGAUCUCUACAAGGACGUCAUGAUGGACAAUCAGCCGCCCCUCACAUCACCGGAUGGAUCCAGUCAUGGGAACCCACCAGAGAGAUGUCCCCAUCCUCUGGAUUCCCGGGAUUCCACACAGGAAGGUCACACCAUCCCUCACCAUCAUCAGAGUGGAAACCUGAGAGAUUCUAAAGUUGAGGUUAAAGAAGAGAUAAAAGAGGAGGAGGAUGAGGAUGGGGGGAUGGAGGAGUCAGAGCUUCUAAAGGAACACAAAGAUCUGUACCAGGACACCAUGGUGGAGUCAUCCAGCUACAGGAACCCACCAGAGAGAUGUCCCCGUCCUCUGUAUUCCUGGGAUUCCACACAGGAAGGUCACACCAUCCCUCACCAUCAUCAGAGUGGAAUCCUCGGGGAUGAUAAUAUUGAUGUUAAAGAAGAGUAUAAAGAGGAGGAUGAGGAGUAUGGAGUGAUGGAGGAGUUUUCAGAAGGACACAAGGAUAUGAUGGAGCCACCUAAUACCAGGAACCCACCAGAGAGAUGUCCCCGUCCUCUGUAUUCCCAGGAUUCCACACAGGAAGGUCACACCAUCCCUCACUAUUACAAGAGUGGAGAUCCAAUCGAUAUAGAAUUUGAGGUGAAAGCAGAAGAAGAAGAGGCGUAUGUGAGGGAUGAUCAGCAGUCUAUGGAGGAGGAUGGAAUAACGGGGACAUUUAUAGAGGAGGACACUCCUACAGAGAUCAGCACAGGCCGGGAGAUGAGGGAAAACCUCCGAGGAUUGUCUCACUUUGUCUCCAGACUGGAAAGUAGAAGAUGAGGACAUCACACAGUAUAGUCCAGGAGAAAACCCGGCCCCCUCCAAUGUCCAUCCGGCACCACCCAGUGUAGAGAUGGACCAUCG